Messenger RNA from Stylonychia lemnae, 3975 nucleotides. The record is from the annotation of a GenBank genome assembly. Lineage: Eukaryota; Ciliophora; Spirotrichea; Sporadotrichida; Oxytrichidae.
AUGGAGAAGGUUAAUGACUUUCAAAGUUCUGAAUAUUGGGGAAAAUUUAAUCGCCCUAAAUCAAGCUUUGAAAAAAAGAUAUUUUUUGUAUAAUAAUUCGUUGAUUCACUUACGAGACACAGAACUAAAAAGGAGGAGAAUAAGAAGGCGUAUAAAGAUAUCGAAGAAACUAGAAUAAAAGAGGCAAUGAUCUUAAAUGAAGUCUAUGAUUUUUCACUUGGAACUAUCAAUUAUUAAGUUAUCGAAGACAACUAAGUAGAGAGACAGUAUAUACCAAUAUUCCCAGACUUUUACAAACCACAUGGAUUCACAAAAGAAAGGAUAAAGGAUGUUUAAUUUAAAUUCAAAUUGCAGGAAGAUCGAUUCAAAAACCUAACUGUUGAAGGUCUUAAAUACAAAAACUUGCAAGUAUCAUUUACCCAUUUGGCUGAUGAUAACAAGAGCACGCAGUAUUCUCUGGAUAUUAAGAUUGAUUAAGUCUCAAAGAUUUCAGGAUGCUACAUUGACAAUGACGUUGUCUAACUGAUCUUAACACUCAAGAAACCUUGCAGAGUCUUUGCUAAACUGCCUAAAAUUGAUCUUAGAGAUUCUAAAUGGAAGGAGGUGAAUUCCCCAUUUACUUUUCUUUAAUAGGACAAAUAGUUUAUGACUUAUUGGAAUCUGAAGUAAGUCAUAUUUCUUCAGGGCAAAUUUGACCUUGCUAUGAAUCUGGAUGAGCUCCAAACAAAAUUUAAAGAUCUGGACAGAGGUACAAAGCUUAACUUCCAAAAUAAUUUCGACAUGAGAGUACUUUAAGAUAUGAAUCUCUACCUUGAGCAUGAAAAACUUUUGCAGAGAAACUAAUAAUUCUUUGAACUUAUUAAGCAACUAAUCAUUCCUGCCAAAUUCGGAAUUAUGUCAAUCCUAUCUACUCAAAAGACCUCUAUAUUUUCAGAUCACCUGAAUUAGCUAAUGGAAAAUCUACUCAAUAGGAAAUUUAAUGGAGAAUACCUGUUUAAAGCAUCUGAAGAUGAGUUCACUCUUGAUUACUUUAUAUAGCCAGGAAAUAUACAAGCUCAUAAGGAAGUGAGAAAAGUACUCUAUAUAAUGGAUUAGAUUUGUAAUUCAGUGAAACAUUUUGAAAAAAACUCAGAUAGCUUAUAAAAAGAUAUUGAAGAAGAGUAUCAAGACUAAAAUGACUUGAAGCAGAGAAGAGUGUAUCAAACACCUACUUUGACUUUAUUCCAUUAAAAUUACAAGGAACAAACUCACAGAGUACUAAGAUACAAUCAUCUCUACAAAGACUUUUUCUUCAGAUUAAUCUUAGUAAACGAUGACGGUGAAAAAACACACUUUGGAAACUUUAAGGGAAAACCCGUUUUGGAAAAAAUGAAGGAUAUUAUGAAAGACUAGUUUUACAUUGGAGGUACUAAAGGAUAAGUUCUAAACUAUUCAAAUUCUCAAUUGAAAAAUCAUUCAGUUUGGAUGCUAUGCGAUACGAACAUUCCAGAUAUCAUCAAAGAACGAAUUAUUUACUAACUUGGAACCUUCAGCAAGGAUGAAGGAUAUCUUAAGAUGUUUGCUCGUAUUGGACAGUGCUUCUCAACAACGAAAUAUGUUUGCAGAUUGAAUGAGAAGGAGAAUGUACGAUACAUAGAUGAUUUAAAGGUGAAAAAGACUGAUGAUAAUGAAGAUAAAAAUGGGUUUUAUUGUUACACUGAUGGCUGUGGAAAUAUUUCAGAGUCUCUUUGCAAUAAGAUAGCGGAGUCUCAUAAUCUCGAGAAGUGUUCAGCUUUCUAAAUCAGACUUGGAGGCAUAAAAGGAGUACUUAUGAAGAAAAUAUACUCAAUGUAAGAUGGCGGGAUCUAUGUUGAUGAAAAAAAUAAGUUGCAAGGCGAUAUGGUUGAGAUCAGACCUAGUUAGAUCAAGUUCAAAUGUGAUUAAUGGGAUUUAGAAGUAAUUAGAUGCGCAACUUUCAGUUAGGGCUAUCUUAAUAGAUAAGUUAUAUUACUUUUGAAUUGUUUGGGAGUUCCUGAGGACAUAUUUAUUUCAUUACAGAAGUAGUAAUUAGAGAAUUUGGAUGUUAACAAAGUUAUGGAGGAUUUGCAUAGAAGGUCCCAUGUGUUCUUAAUGAAUAGAAGAAAAGUUAAAAGCAGUAGCAAGCAAUCACAAGAGCUUUCAUAAGAAAUUGAUCUAUUCUUUGGACCAAGUAGAGUGUUCUCUGCAGUAUUUAAAAAUGCUCUAUUAAAAAGUGUCACUCAGUAUCAUAAAUUCAAGGAAGAAAACAAAGAUGAUAACUUGAACUUUGACAGAAAAGUAUUUAGAAUGGAAAAAGAGCCAAUAUUUUAAGCUAUAUUGCAGAAUAUGGUACUUGGAUUGGCUGUGAACUUGAAGAAGAAGGCCAGAAUUAGAAUAAAGAACUCUUGUGUACUAAUUGGUGUCAUUGAUGAAACUGGCUCACUCAAUGAUGGGGAAAUCUUUGUGAAAAUAAAUAGAAGCAGUUAUGAUUUAGAUAAUGCUUAGGACAUUAUUAGCGAGGAACUUGAUAAGAAUUAUGACAAUAUGACAAAAAACACAAAUGCCUAGGUCAUUUUCACUUACGAAGAUUAACAGAUUUCAGGAAAAGUUAUUGUAACUAAGAAUCCCUGCAGUCAUCCUGGAGAUAUAAGGUUACUGACUGCCAUUGGACCAGAAGAUGAGAGAUGCUAAGUAUUUGAGGAAUUGAUAAAUGUUAUUGUAUUUCCAAGCAAAGGAUAUAGACCAGAGUAGCACAAAAUGUCAGGCGGUGAUUUGGAUGGAGAUGUUUACAUGUGCAUCUGGGAUGAUCAAAUUGUCUCGCAAAUCCCUGAGAGUUGCUGUAAAACUGGUUAAUGCACUCGCCAGGAAGGUAUCCAGCCUCCUGCAGUAUACAAGAAAUUUGAAGAAGACAGCAAUGUAAAUAGUGAUAAUAUUGUAGAUCACAUGGCUAAUUACUUCGAGAGAGACAACCUUGGUCAUUUGGCUCACUUACAUCUCGGUUUAUGCGACUAGGAAGGUGUAAAAGGGCCUUUCCGACAAGAGAUGAUUGAACUCUCUUGGUAUAUGUCUAUAGCAGUAGACUUUGCCAAGCAUGGUAAAUCAGUUGAACCACAUAAGUAUCAGCAUAUCGAAAGAAAAUUGAACUAAUGGCCUGAUUUCAUGGAGAAGCAUGACUAGUUUAGAAAGACUGUUCAAUCACCAUUGGUCCUUGGGAAGCUAUAUAGAGCAGUUAAUUGUAAGAGCUUUUAUCGCAAGUUGAUGGAGUAUGACUAUGAAAUGUCUAUCUUGCUGAAAUAUGAGUUGAAUGAGACUAUUAUUAAGAAAAGAGAAGAAGAUUAAAAAACAUACUCAAGAGAUUUCAUCAAUUACCUCAUACCAGCAUUUGAUAGAAUAGUAGUACCUUUAAAGGAAAAGCUAAGAGAUCUAAUGGUAAUGUACAAUAUUGCUCACGAAUCUGAGCUUUUUUGUACAAAUCUCACUUUCUCUCUUAAUGAUGAAAAUAUGGAUAAGAUAGUUGGAGACCCAGGCCAAAAAGAUGAAGAUGCUGUAAGAGCUCUAAAUCAUAGAUUGCAAGAGUAUCUCACCUAAUACAAGAAUGAAUUCCAAAAAUGUAUCAAAGACCUUGAAUGUGUUCCAGGUAUAUUUGCUAAAGCUGUGUAUUAUGCUACCUAUUAUAAUGAAGACAAUAUCCCAUAUCAAUAGUUCUCCACUGCAUAGAUCUGGGCUAAAUCUGAUAAAACUACUUAGAACUUAAAAGAUUUGUUGAUUAGAUUUGAGGAGCACUGGAAAGCUCAUAUUAGUUAAGAAAUGAGCUCAAGACACUUAAAAAUGCAAGAAGCAAUAAAAGACUUUAGCCACUACAAGAAGGUUUUAGAAAAAGACACAAAAUCCUCAAAAGAUAAGUUGAGGCUGCUUUUGGAAGUUAGAUAAUUCUUUAGCAUCCCAUGGAUAAUUUGUCAUGAAUAUCUUAUAGAUUGA